This is a messenger RNA of Drepanopeziza brunnea f. sp. 'multigermtubi' MB_m1, 2865 nucleotides long. RefSeq lists its product as uncharacterized. Lineage: Eukaryota; Fungi; Ascomycota; Leotiomycetes; Helotiales; Drepanopezizaceae. The record is from RefSeq and is a predicted model, not a curated record.
AUGCGUCCGGCUCUCCAAAAGCUGGUGCAGAGGCCGAAUGUGAGGGAGCUGCUGCGGUUCUUGGUGGAAGGAAACUAUGCUCAGAGCUAUGCGCCGGCGAAUAUUGGGAAUGGAGAUUGCAGAAGGAGAUUUUGUGGAUGGAUAGGAUGCGUGCGAGAACCCAGGAGGAGAAAUUAUGCUAGUGUGGCUUCAGCUGCGAGUAAGCAGGAUGAGUGUUCGCAGGAAGGACGAGAGGAUGGAAAAGGUCCCAAAUACCACGAAUGGGCACAAGCGAAGGACUGUUCAAUAGAAGGGACUGGGGAUACAGCACCUACGGGGGAUAUGGCCAUGAGACUGCUUAGAAGAGCACAAGUACCGUCAGAAUCGCGGGCAGGGACAGGGAGAGCGACAUUUUCGACUCCGGAUACCCACCCUCUCCCACCAGAACCCGGGGGUCUUCAGUUGGUCGAAAGAGUUAUGCCGCCAGGGAACGAACCCGACUUGGCUGACACUCAGGAGCUGGAGGAGGAGAAAGGGAGACAUGAAGUCUUAUCAUCUAAGCGGCUUCCGAGGCCCGCACCGGUACCUCUCUCACCAGCUAUCCUACCCCCGGUGGCGAAAACGAUACUGGGAAAUGUAUCAGCUGUGUCAAGCAAUCGAUGGGAGGAAACGAAGUGGACUCACGAGCAGCUCGAUUUUGAGUCGAGUCUUGACCAGUGGCCUCUACCAGAGGGUAGCAAGGGGCGACUACUGGAUUCUGCCACCUUCUCCCACGACUUUGAUCUCUGGGCUCUAUUUCUCGGCUACAGAAAGAGGAUCUAUGGCACUGAGGGUGUACGCCUAUUCUGGAAUCAGAUCCGAGAAAGAGGCAUUCUGAUACCUACGGCUGGACCUCUGGCCGACCAAGUCUGGUCUACAUUCGUGGAUCUAGGCAUAGAAGACCCUUCUGUGUUGCCUCAAAUAAUCGACUACGCCGACUUGGUGUUGCAACAUGAUGGAAGGCGUUGGUCGAAACUUUACUCUCGAAUCAUCCAGCAACUUCUAACAUCUGACCAUGCAAAGCUUGCUCACAAGUGGCAUAAACGACUGAUACAAAAUCAUCCACCUGGGCCUAGAGGAUUCGCCGAAAUGUGUCGUCAUAUCGUGUUUAAAUCGGGUGAUCUCGUCGCCUUGCGAAUCAUACAUCGGCAGUGCCCCUAUCGAAAUACAUAUGGGAAAAUUAUCCCAGCCCUGUGUGAGAAAGAGGAUUUCACCACCGCCACAAAGUGGCAUGACUAUCUGGUAGAUCUGGGCGAUUUACCAAGUUCAGCCAAGAUGGCGUACCCUUUAAUUCAACACUACGAUAAGUAUAAACCUCUGCGAGCCAGACGGCUGGUCAGCAGUCUUGUUAAUGCUGGAGUUCCAUCGGCCGAUACUUUGGCCAAAGGUUACGAAGGGUACCAAGGUAUCUCUCGCGAGAUGAUGAACUUAAUCCACGGAGAGACACACAAUAUUCCCGUGAAGCAAUAUAAUGAUAAGCUUGGAGCUAGAUGGUUUGCCACCGAAUGGAUUUCGCUGGACGUCGCUAUCAACGGAGUAACUGCUCUAGGAGUCCAGUCGAUUGGCCCUCUCUCGCUGCAAGCAAUGGUACUACGAGAGCCAGAUCUCAAACUAAUAUAUUCGAGAAUCGCCCAAUUGCGAGCUGGCGGCGUCUCUAUCGGUAACUCGCUCUACUCCCAGGCCGUGGAGAGCUUCGCCAAAGAUGGGAAGUAUGAUCUACUCGCUAGCCUUCUAAACAGCGACCAACAUCCCGACGAGCUUGAGAAUUUUGAGCUCCAAGAAUCCUUGCUCUCGGCAUAUGUUAAAGCUGGAGACUGGGCUCAGUAUCGCAGGACGAUGGCGAUCAGGCUCCUGUCGAGCACGUCGCCUGAGAGCGAGAAGCAAAAUAUUGAGUUGAGGGUUAUCGCUUCUACUGGGAAUGUCCCAUCUGUUCUCAAUGGUGUCGAGGAUAUGAUCAUCAACGGGAUAGAAUUCGAGCCCCGGACCAUAACCUGUCUUAUCCGAUCUAUCCUCUUCUCUCGACAAAAGGGACGGCAUCCGAUGUCUAGAAGACGAGAUCCUCACUCGUCUAACCGACCAACCGACCUUGACAGUUGUAUUCUAAUGCUGAAAAGCAUCGUCCGAUGCGGAGCUUACAUCGAGCCGCAAGAUUGGCACGAGAUAAUCCGCCGCCUCGGAAUGCUCGGACGCCUCCACGAACUGAAAGAACUCCUUCUUUGGCUGGCGAACGUGUAUAGAGGCAAUUGCUCCACCAGCUGGGCCAAAAAGUACCACGUGCCACGCGAAGUCCAGACAAGCGUUCCUCAACAUCCACUCCGUACUCUCUUCGCUCCCGACCUCCAGCGCGCCAUUGUAGAAUGGGGCUUCAUCACCAAUUCCCGCCAUCAGAACCUCCAGCUCUCAGCUCAAAGACAACUCCACACCAGAACCAACGAACCCCGCCAACUCACCUGGGGGAUUCUCCUCCUGCGUGAUCUUAACAGACUCGGUGUUUUCAUCGACGGCCGCGCUGUCAGGAAAUCAAUCUUUGAUCGCCUCAUUACAUACUACGGACCCGGCCACUCCAACAAGUUGUACAACUCGACUUUCGCAGUCCGGCUUCCUGAGUUGGAAGUCGUGGCGAGAGAGAUAGACGAGGCCCUCGGUGGGGAUUAUUUCGCCUCCGUGAAGCUUGGCGAGAUUGUAGAGAGGAAGGCUAUGGUGAGAUUGCAGAAGUUGGCUAGGCGGAGGGCGAAGGGUUCAGGGAAGAUUAGUCGGGAUGUGAGGAUUGAACGGCUGAGGAAGGACUCGAGACUUUUGGAUGAUGAUAUGUGUUGGGAGACACGAGGGAUGGAGGGCAGUGCUUAG